Talaromyces marneffei is the source of this 2118-nucleotide messenger RNA. RefSeq lists its product as uncharacterized. Gene Ontology annotation, biological process: double-strand break repair via nonhomologous end joining. Gene Ontology annotation, cellular component: nucleus. Gene Ontology annotation, molecular function: DNA-directed DNA polymerase activity; DNA binding. The transcript is spliced from 3 exons. The coding region runs from base 1 to 2118 and encodes 705 amino acids. The record is from RefSeq and is a predicted model, not a curated record. Lineage: Eukaryota; Fungi; Ascomycota; Eurotiomycetes; Eurotiales; Trichocomaceae.
AUGCGCAAAGACCCAGUGAUGACCGGACUAGGCAUAAAUAAGGACGACUUCUUCCGGGACCUGGAUAGUCUGGGCUAUGUCAGUGACGAUGCUCGGGAUGCUCAGAAUGUCACUGAAUUUGCAGGUCUUAUAAGACGAACCAAUACUGCUCCUACGCAAUCAACGAAAUCGUCGGCUGAGCCUGAAAAGGACGAUAUAUCGGCUCCUGCAUCCUUGAAAAGGCACUCAUCUAUGGUUACAGCAUCUGUCGCCAAGAAAUCGUCCAUGAGUACCAGCAACACGCUCGGAAAGCAGAGUGAGAAUGCUGUAAAACGCCAAGCAGAAUCUGUUCAGUCUGAGCAGCCCAAAGGACGCAAGAAGCGCCGGACGCAGUCCGUCCAGAUUAUACCAGAAACAAAUCAGAUUUUCAAAGGCCUGACGUUCUUCUUUGUGCCCAACAAUGACAUUUCUCCUGCUCGAAGACUCCGCAUUCAACGAUCUCAGGAAUACGGGGCGUCAUGGGCUCAGACCUGGUCUUCGGAUGUUACCCAUGUAAUUGUGGACAAGGGUCUGGACUACAGGGAAAUGCUCAAAGUACUUACUCCAGAACAGCUUUCUGCAAACAUAGCUAUAGUCAACCAGGAUUAUGUCUCCGACUGUCUCGUAUUCAAGUCAGUCCUCCUCGUCACUCAGCUCCGGUUUCGGGUGGAUGGCACACCGACAACUUCAGGAACCGAUACUGCAGCUCCGGCUCAAGCUAAUUCUAUACCUACUACAAAUCCAAACAGUUCCUUGAACGUGAAAGAAUCUAGACGAAAAAAUCGACGUUCGAUGACUCCCUGUCGAAGCGAAGAUACUCCUAUAGGCAAUCCGGCACCGGUGACUGUCCAUCAAGAUACAGAUUCAGCUUCGCCCAAUCAAGCGGAACAAUGGACGCCGGAUCUUUUGGACGAACUGAUGCUCAAAGUCAAAGCCGCUGGUCAAUUGCCCUUAGAUGAACCUGAUGAUGACGCAGCUCUCGAUGUCACAUUUGAACCUGGUUCGGGAGCGGAAACCUCAGAUGAAGCUAUAACCACCCCCAACGACAAAGUUCCAAACUGGCAGAAGAACUUCGCUUGCAUGCAGAAGCACGAUGGCAACAGUUCUAACAAUAACCCUAACGCCAAAACAAUUGAAAUCCUGCAGAAGAUGGCCGAUUAUUACGAUAGAACUGCGGAUACCUGGCGCACGAUGGCAUAUCGAAAAGCAAUAGCUGCAUUACGAAAACAAAAGGCCAAAAUCUGUACCAAGGCGGAAGCUCUCGCUAUUCCUGGUAUUGGGCAGCGGCUUGCGGAUAAAAUUGAAGAGAUCGUCUCUACUGACCGCCUGCAUCGUCUGGAGAAUAUCAACUGGACUCCAGAAGACAAAGCAUUGCAGUUGUUCCUUGGUGUUUACGGCGCAGGAUUCGCACAGGCAUCUAAGUGGGUAGCUAAGGGUUAUAGAUCUCUUGAAGACCUGAAGAACAAGGCUGAGUUGACCACCAAUCAAAAAAUUGGGGUGGAACGAUAUAAUGACUUCCAACAACGUAUUCCGCGGGCGGAAGUUGCUAAACACGGAGAGAGCGUUCGUGAGGCAGUUCAUGCCAUAGACCCAGAUAUGGAGGUCAUGGUCACUGGUUCUUACCGUCGCGGUGCUGCAGACUGUGGAGAUAUUGAUAUUCUGAUUACAAAGACAAACGGCACCAUAGAAUAUAUACGUACUCUGAUGAUGGAUAAUGUCGUGCCAGAACUCACAAAGAAAGGAUUCCUCAAAGCCAGCCUGGCUACGACAUCGCGCGGAGACGGGUCGAAAUGGCAUGGAGCUUCUGCCCUUCCUGGUACCGAUCUGUGGCGCAGAAUUGAUCUGCUAUUUGUCCCGGGAAAUGAAAUAGGCGCAUCUUUACUAUACUUUACUGGCAACGACAUCUUCAAUAGGAGUGUGCGGCUCUUAGCCAGAAAGAAAGGAAUGCGACUGAAUCAGCACGGUCUGUACAAGGAUGUACUUCGAGGACCUAAUCAGGCGAAGCUCACUGACGGUACUCUACUUGAAGGCCGGGAUGAGAAGCGAAUCCUUGAGAUUCUUGGUGUGCCAUGGAGGCCACCACAGCAUCGUAAUUGUUGA